This is a messenger RNA of Didymella exigua CBS 183.55, 1740 nucleotides long. Its product is annotated as FAD/NAD(P)-binding domain-containing protein. The record is from RefSeq and is a predicted model, not a curated record. The coding region runs from base 27 to 1685 and encodes 552 amino acids. NCBI's taxonomy places the organism in Eukaryota, Fungi, Ascomycota, Dothideomycetes, Pleosporales, Didymellaceae. The transcript is spliced from 4 exons. Gene Ontology annotation, molecular function: NADP binding; N,N-dimethylaniline monooxygenase activity; flavin adenine dinucleotide binding.
CUCAAGUAAGCACAAACACCGCGAUCAUGGUUAAUCCUCUCAACGCCGUCAAUCAGGCCCAGAAUCCCAAGCUGGACCAGUCUUUGGACUAUGAUGUUCUCAUUAUUGGUGCAGGCCAGAGUGGCCUGUACUCACUGCAUCGGACGCGCCAACUUGGUUUGAAAACAAGAGUUCUUGAAGCAGGCUCGGGGGAAGGAGGUACUUGGUUCUGGAACCGUUAUCCUGGAGCACGGUUUGACUCGGAAUCCUACUCAUACAUCUUCUCGUUCGACCAGUCUUUACUAGAUGAGUGGGAUUGGAGCGAGCACUAUGCGGGCCAGGCGGAGACUCUUGCGUAUUGCCAAUUUUUCGCUAAGAAAUUCGGGCUAUAUGAAGACAUGCAGUUCAACACCCGCGUAUCUACGGCGCGUUGGCAGGAGAAUUCAAACUCAUGGGUUCUCACGGAUGAAGAUGGCAAAACGUAUACCUCAAGAUUCGUCAUCAGCUGCAUGGGCGUUCUCAACCAGGCAACCCUGCCUGCAAUUUCUGGUGUACACGACUUUAAGGGCGCUGCAUUUCACACAUCUCGUUGGCCGGCAGAUGCCAGUGUCGUCGAUGGGAAAAGGGUGGGCAUCAUUGGCACAGGUGCAACGGCCAUUCAGACGAUCCAAGAGAUAAAGAAGACUGUAGGCUCGUUGACUGUCUUCCAGCGCACUCCGAACUGGACCGCUCCUCUCCGCAACUCCAAGAUCACGCGCGAAGAGAUGGACGAGAUCCGCCGAAACUACCCAGCCAUCUUCCAGAGCUGCCUUGACUCUUACUCCUGCUUCAUCCACCAGUCCAAUCCUAAGUCGGUCUUCAGCGUUGGGGAUGAGGAGCGCGAAGCCUACUGGGAAGAGCUGUACGCUAAGCCUGGGUUCGCGAAGUGGCUGUCCAACUUCUACGACAUCAACACAGACCCUGUAGCCAACAAGCUCUAUUCGGAUUUCAUUGCAAAGAAGAUCCGUCAGCGCGUCACUGAUCCCGUUGUUGCAGAGAAACUCAUCCCCAAGAACCACGGCUUUGGUACGAGGAGGGUGCCGCUCGAGGGCGGAUACUAUGAAGCAUUCAAUCAGCCAAACGUCAAGCUUGUCGAUAUCAACGAGAACCCGAUAGAGUGCAUUCACGAAAAAGGCAUCAAGACCAAGGAUGAAGACUUCAAAUUUGACGUCAUCAUAUAUGCCACUGGUUUCGACGCAGUGACCGGCUCUUUCAGUGCUGUAGAUAUCCAAGGUAUUGGAGGCAAGAAACUCAGAGACGAGUGGGCCAACGGCAUUCAAACGUAUCUUGGCCUGACCGUGCAUAACUUCCCCAACUUUUACAAUAUCAUGGGUCCGCAUCAAAUGUUUGGAAAUAUUCCACGCAGUAUAGAAUAUGCCGUGGAUUGGGUCGCCGAUUUCAUCAAGUACUUGGUCGACCACGAAUUCGUCGUCGCAGAAGCCACAGAGGACGGUCAAAGAGCGUGGACCAAACAUGUACACGACUGCGCGACAGGCAUGUUGGCGCUGGAAGUAGAUAGCUGGAUAACUGGAGUGAACAAAAACGUAGCUGGAAAGCAAAAGCGGUCAAUAGCAAGGUAUUGGGGACCGGCUAGAGGCUUCCGAGCGAGAUGUGACGAUGUCAAGGCAAGAGAGUACGAGGACUUGAGGCUGGUCAAGGCUUUAUAGACCUUUUGUUUCAUCCCACAAUGCAUUUUAUCAGACUUAUGCCAAGUCUGAUCAG